GGUGGAAUGUAUAAUUUUUGUCAUCGCCUCCCUCCAGCUGGGCUUCUCAACUUUUUUUUUUUCUUUUUCUUUUUUUUUUCAUUAGAGUAGUUUGACUCUCUUUCUAACCCCACCAUUCUCUCUUUCUUCUCUAAUAGGAGUACUCUUUUGUAUCUUUAUCCUUCAUAAUCUCAUCCAUUUUCCCUUUUCCUUCUCUUCUCCUUUUUCUAUUAGAAUUUACUUGCAUUCUCAGUAUAUGCAUACAAAUCUCCUCAAAUUCACUGUUUCUUUACACUUAUAGUCCUAUCUUUUCUGGGUUUAAUUUCCUCCAUUGAUGUUUUUAAACUUCCUUAGAUAGAUCCCUUUACUAUUUAUUGGAAUUAGAAUAGAAUACUUUUCUAUUUUAACAUUCAUUGGUUCCCAUUCAAGCUUGGAAAUUGAACCCACUAUUAAAAAAAGUAAUACCUUUUGGGUUUUGUCUUCCUUUUCACAUUUAGCUUGAGCAAUUAGAAAUCUUUUGUGGGUCAUUUUUCUCUAUCAUUGUUUUUUUGGGUUUUCUUUGAAUCCUUCAAAUUCACUCAUCCUUCAAAGUUGUCAAUCUUUAUUGGUUACUGCUUACUUUAGGUCUACAUUGCUCUAUCUAUGCUUAUUGAGUUUUAUUUAGGUUUAAAGCAAGCCCUUGUAUGUUUCUUUGGGUGCUUAAGGAAGAAGAUCAAACAAGUUAGAUUUGAUCACACUGCAAAAAGGUGAAGAUGUGUAAAUUGUGCAAUUAGUAAAUUCAAUAAGAGCAAAGCUAAUUGGUUCUGGUAUUGUUGGAUUGGAAUCUUCAUAAUGUCAUCAGAUGGUUCAUUGAGUGCAAAACUUUCACAGAAGACAGGUCUUGGUAUUAAGCUUUGGGUGUUAAUUGGUUUAUGUGUAGGAUUGUUUAUAGUUUUCAUUCUUUGUAUAUUAUCCGUUUGGGUGGCAUGCCGAAAAAAAUCAAGAAGAAGGCUAGAUAGGUUCUCUCUUCCUCAGAUUCCUAAUGUACCAAAGGAUAUUAGGGUUGACAGAAUCGGGGUACCGAAUCCUCAUGAACAUCAUGAUAGUUUAUCGCUUCAUGUACACGAUAAAUCGUGUGACGCAAAUUCAGGGAAGAUGUUAGCAUAUUUGGGCAGGACUAAGUCUAGUGAUGUUGACACAAUAAGCCAAUGUAGUUCUAUACAUCAUCAUGAUAGGGCAUAUAGCUCACAUUCCGGAGAAGAUGGAAGUUUUGGCACCAUUCCGAAGCAUGUUCCAUCAUCUUAUGGAGUUGUAACUGCCUCCCCUUUGAUUGGGUUGCCAGAGAUAUCACAUCUUGGUUGGGGACACUGGUUUACACUUAGGGAUCUUGAAAUGGCAACAAAUAAAUUUUCUCCGGAUAAUAUUAUAGGCGAAGGUGGCUAUGGUGUUGUCUAUAGAGGGCUUUUGAUCAAUGGAAGUGAAGUGGCUGUUAAGAGACUUGUCAAUAAUUUGGGACAAGCCGAGAAAGAAUUUAGGGUAGAAGUCGAAGCUAUAGGUCAUGUUCGACACAAGAAUUUAGUACGCCUUUUGGGUUAUUGCAUCGAAGGAGUUCAUAGGAUGCUUGUUUAUGAAUAUGUAAACAAUGGCAACUUGGAACAAUGGCUUCAUGGAGCUAUGCGUCAGCAUGGUUUCCUUACAUGGGAGGCUCGCAUUAAAGUUCUUCUUGGGACGGCCAAAGCGCUUGCCUAUUUGCAUGAGUCAAUUGAACCAAAAGUUGUCCAUCGAGACAUAAAAUCGAGCAAUAUUUUGAUUGAUACUGAUUUCAACGCCAAAGUUUCUGAUUUUGGAUUGGCUAAGCUCUUGGAUUCAGGAGAAAGUCAUAUAACCACAAGAGUAAUGGGGACUUUCGGGUAUGUUGCACCAGAAUAUGCAAAUAGUGGAUUAUUGAAUGAGAAAAGUGACAUUUACAGUUUCGGCGUUUUGCUUUUAGAAGCUAUAACUGCUAGGGACCCUGUAGAUUAUAGUCGUCCUGCCAAUGAGGUCAAUCUUGUUGAGUGGCUGAAAGUAAUGGUGGGGACUAGAAGGGCUGAGGAAGUUGUGGAUCCUAAUCUUGAAGUUAAGCCUACAACUCGAGCUCUGAAACGUGCGCUUCUGGUAGCUCUACGAUGUAUUGAUCCUGACCCUGAAAAAAGACCCAAAAUGAGUCAGGUUGUAAGAAUGCUGGAAGCUGAUGAUGUUCCGAACCGUGAGGAUCGUAGGAACAGGAAGAGCUGUACAGCAAGUAUGGAAUUCGAGAUUAAGGAGACUGAUAGUUCAGUUGGUGGUGAAAGUAGUAGAGUGGAGAUCACUGAUAACCAUGCACCUGGAACAAGUCAGGUGUAGUAUAACAUUGUUUUGUAACAGGCUUUCACAAACAUUGGCACUAAUUUCUCAUCCUGAACAAAGAUACUUGCAACUACUCGCCUUGUUUGCAUCGUCCAAGCUUGAUUGCGGGUGCCUCCAUUAUACACAUUGUUGUAAUUUGUGAGUAUUAGAGAAUGAAAGGUAUACUCAUAUGCCAUCUAGAAAGCGAGGGAAGGCGAAACGGUUUGCUCGGAAUACCUUCUCUUUUGGAGAUGCUACUGAGAGAGAACCUUUGUACAGAGUUAAAUAGUAAAAAAUCUUGUCUUAAACUUGUUAUUUGUACUUUUAUUUAUCAUUUGUGUCAUAUUUACAAUCAACUACAUCCUUGAAAUGGAAUUGAGUUGUGGUAUUUCUAGUCGUUUUUCUUGUUUUUCUUUCAUUUUGAAGUUUAACUUAUGUAUUUAUCCAUGUAGUUUUUUGUUAUAUAUUAAAGAUUACUUACACUUUUU
Amaranthus tricolor (Joseph's coat) is the source of this 2810-nucleotide messenger RNA. RefSeq names its product probable receptor-like protein kinase At2g42960. Lineage: Eukaryota; Viridiplantae; Streptophyta; Magnoliopsida; Caryophyllales; Amaranthaceae. Gene Ontology annotation, molecular function: protein kinase activity; ATP binding. Gene Ontology annotation, biological process: protein phosphorylation. The transcript has 8 exons. The coding region runs from base 811 to 2340 and encodes 509 amino acids. The record is from RefSeq and is a predicted model, not a curated record.